Molecule: messenger RNA, 2058 nt
Organism: Bufo bufo (common toad)
Lineage: Eukaryota; Metazoa; Chordata; Amphibia; Anura; Bufonidae
Product: transmembrane protease serine 9-like
Exons: 8
Coding region: 34-2058 (674 amino acids)
Biological process (GO): proteolysis
Molecular function (GO): serine-type endopeptidase activity
Source: RefSeq, a predicted model, not a curated record
ACCUCACCCAGUAAUUAUGUUUGCGGCUCUCCGAUGUUCACUGACCGAAUUGUAGGGGGCAUGGAUGCUGUGGAUGGAGAAUGGCCCUGGCAGAUCAGCCUGCGGUACAUGGGAUCUCAUAUCUGUGGUGGGUCCUUGAUCUCUAACCAGUGGGUCCUGACUGCUGCUCAUUGCUUUGGAUACUCCAUCAACCCAGACUAUUAUUUUAUCGUGGCGGGGGAAUACCAGCUCUCCAUCACCGGUUACCAUGAAUAUUAUGUCUAUGUAGAGCAAAUUAUAAUUUACCCCACAUUUGCUGGGGAAGGGACCAGUGGAGACAUUGCCCUAAUCAAGCUGACUGACCCUGUCCCCUACACCAACUACAUCCUGCCUAUCUGUUUACCAUCUUUGUCUGUCAGCUUCCCGACUGGUUUGGAAUGCUGGGUAACUGGCUGGGGGAACACUGGAUCUGGUGUGAAUCUACUAUAUCCUAAGACUCUUCAAGAAGUGAUGACCCCACUGAUUGACUACAAAAAGUGUGAUGCUAUGUACCACGUUAACUCUAAUGUGAAUGCGAACACCAGCAUUAUCAAGGAUGAUAUGAUAUGUUCCGGGUACGAAAAUGGAAUGAAGGAUUCAUGCCAGGGAGACUCUGGAGGACCUCUGGUGUGUGAAGUAAAUGGUGCAUGGUACCAGGCUGGCAUUGUCAGUUGGGGCGAGGGAUGUGCUAAACCUUAUCGCCCUGGAGUCUACACUCUCACUACUUUCUACCAGCAUUGGAUACAAAGUUACAUCCCAGAACUUAACUUCAUAAACCCGGGUCCAACUGUAGCUUCAACUAAAGUUGGUCCAACUGUAGCUUCAACUGAAGGCGAUCCAACUGUAGCUUCAACUGAAGGCGGUCCAACUGUAGCUUCAACUGAAGUGACGACUUCUCUGCCCCAGACCACUCAGUUGAACCUCAGUUAUACCUCAACCUCACCCAGUAAUUAUGUUUGCGGCUCUCCGAUGUUCACUGACCGAAUUGUAGGGGGCAUGGAUGCUGUGGAUGGGGAAUGGCCCUGGCAGAUCAGCCUGCGGUACAAGGGAUUUCAUAUCUGUGGUGGGUCCUUGAUCUCUAACCAGUGGGUCCUGACUGCUGCUCAUUGCUUUGGAUACCCCAACAACCCAGACUAUUAUGUUAUCGUGGUGGGGGAAUACCAGCUGUCCAUCACCGAUUACCAUGAAUAUUAUGCCUAUGUAGAGCGAAUUAUAAUUUACCCCACAUUUGCUGGGGCAGUGAACAGUGGAGACAUUGCCCUUAUCAAGCUGACUGACCCUGUCCCCUACACCAACUACAUCCUGCCUAUCUGUUUACCAUCUUUGUCUGUCAGCUUCCAGACUGGUUUGGAAUGCUGGGUAACUGGCUGGGGGAACACUAGAUCUGGUGUGAAUCUACCGUAUCCUAAGACUCUUCAAGAAGUGAUGACCCCACUGAUUGACUACAAAAAGUGUGAUGCUAUGUACCACGUUAACUCUAAUGUGAAUGCGAACACCAGCAUUAUCAAGGAUGAUAUGAUAUGUUCCGGGUACGAAAAUGGAAUGAAGGAUUCAUGCCAGGGAGACUCUGGAGGACCUCUGGUGUGUGAAGUAAAUGGUGCAUGGUACCAGGCUGGCAUUGUCAGUUGGGGCGAGGGAUGUGCUAAACCUUAUCGCCCUGGAGUCUACACCCUCACUACUUUCUACCAGCAUUGGAUACAAAGUUACAUCCCAGAACUUAACUUCAUAAACCUGGGUCCAACUGUAGCUUCAACUGAAGGUGAUCCAACUGUAGCUUCAACUGAAGGUGAUCCAACUGUAGCUUCAACUGAAGGUGGUCCAACUGUAGCUUCAACUGAAGGUGGUCCAACUGUAGCUUCAACUGAAGGUGAUUCAACUGAAGGUGAUCCAAAUGUAGCUUCAACUAAAGGUGAUCCAACUGUAGCUUCAACUAAAGUUGGUCCAACUAAAGCUCCAAAUGAAGGCUCCAAGCUGCUGGGUCAAGAGAUGACGACUGUGAUUCUUCUUGCCUUAAGUUUAAUGUUUUUUCAUUACGUUUAA